Molecule: messenger RNA, 2460 nt
Organism: Equus caballus (horse)
Lineage: Eukaryota; Metazoa; Chordata; Mammalia; Perissodactyla; Equidae
Gene: KRT40
Product: keratin 40
Biological process (GO): epithelial cell differentiation; intermediate filament organization
Cellular component (GO): cytoskeleton
Molecular function (GO): structural molecule activity
Source: RefSeq, a predicted model, not a curated record
GGAUUGGCAACAGAUGUUAGCUCAGGACCAAUCUUCCUCACCAAAAAUAAAUAAAUAAGAGAAAACAGAUUCCAUAUCUCAGAAUAAAAGCCUUCUGUAGCUUCCUUGCCCCUGCUCUGAAGCGUAAUGAAUGAGGGUUCAGUUUCCCGUGAGGCACAGGAAAUGUGGGAAAGGCAAGUUUCAGGAAAUCAAAGAUCGUAACUCCAGGUCUUGAUAACCAAUUUAUACUUUGGCCUGGAGUGCACAAAUUAUGCCCAUCAGUUAUGUAAAGUGACUUUUCAAUUUGCACACAGGCAGAUCUGGUUCAAACACACACACAUACGCUUUAAACCCAGUACACACUUCACUCCUCCACCAUGUGAGCACAGCAAGACCACAAAAAGCAUUGCAAAGAUUGCUAAACACACAGAACAGUUUUAUGGUGGUGGCACAAACAGAUAAAUGGCAUUUAAUGAGUUGCAACAUUAAUUUUAAAAGGAGACAAUAAACAAUUUUCAAUGAACAGGAUCAAAAUCUAUGGAAAUACUGUUUUCCGUAUUCAUAAUCAUUUGUAUCUAUAAUUUGUGAUUGGCCAAAUUUUCUUUCUUUCUUUAUUCUGACAAAAAGAUGAUGCUUCCUAUGAAGAUCUUCUGAAGCAAGCAUUUUAUCCUCCUAGCACAUGGAAAUGGUGUCCUUAUUUAGUAACCUGAAGUUAAGCUUCUUUUAUGAGGCAUAAAACUCUUUCUCAGCAAAUAAACAGCACUAAUGAAUGUUGAUAUGAAAACUGGCACCAAACAGUGAUAAAGAAAACAUCCGGUGCAUUCUGUAAAUACCCAUUUGGGGGCUAUAUAAAAGUCUCAGGAGGGAAGCAGACCUCUGGAGUCAGGCAAUCAGAGUUUUGUAACUAGUCUUCGCUCUUCACGUCUAAUAGAAUGACUUCUGACGGCUCCCCCACAGGCUGCCCUUCUGAAUCCUGUGCCGGGGCUUCUGAUUGUGCAAUUGCUUCCAGCUGCUCGCUGGAAACCACUUGUCUCCCCAACGCCUGUGCUGCAUCCAGAUGCCAGACCCCUAGCUUCCUGUCCCGGUCUCACUUGCCAGCCGGUUGCAUCACGCCAUGCCACUUUGCUGGGAGUUGUAAUAUUCCGUGCUUGGUGGGGAACUGUGCUUGGUGUGAGGAUGGGGUGUUCAACAGCAAUGAGAAGGAGACCAUGCAGUUCCUGAAUGACAGACUCGCCAACUACCUGGAGAAGGUGCGCGGCCUGGAGGAGAUGAAUGCAGAGCUGGAAUGCAGGAUCCGAGAGCAAUGUGAAGAGGAUGUCCCGUUGGUGUGCCCUGAUUAUCAGUGUUAUUUUGACACGAUUGAAGAUCUCCAACAAAAGAUCUUGUGCACAAAGGCAGAGAAUUCUAGACUUGCUGUACAGCUUGACAACUGCAAACUGGCCGCCGAUGACUUUAGGUCCAAGUACGAGUCCGAACUGUCUCUUCGCCAGCUGGUAGAGACUGACAUCAGCGGCCUGCACGGGAUCCUGGGUGAGCUGAACUUGUGCAAAGCUGACCUGGAGGCACAUGUGGAGUCUCUAAAGGACGAUCUCCUUUGCCUUAAGAAAAACCACGAACAGGAAGUCAACUUGCUUCGUGGACAGCUUGGUGACCGACUCAGUGUGGAGCUAGACACUGCCCCCACCAUCGACCUUAACGGUGUCCUGGAUGAGAUGCGCUGUCAGUAUGAGACGGUGCUGGCCAACAACCGCAGAGAGGCAGAAGAGUGGUUUGCUGUCCAGACGGAGGAGCUGAGUCAGCAGCAACUGUCCAGUGCGGAGCAGCUGCAGGGCUGCCAGACGGAGAUCCUGGAACUGAAACGCACAGCCAACGCUCUGGAAAUUGAGCUCCAAGCACAACAAAGCCUGACAGAAUCUCUGGAAUGCACUGUGGCAGAAACCGAGGCCCAGUACAGCUCCCAGCUGGCCCAGAUGCAGUGCCUGAUCGAUAAUGUGGAGAACCAGCUGGCUGAGAUCCGCUGCGACCUGGAGCGGCAGAACCAGGAAUAUGAGGUGCUGCUGGACACGAAGGCCCGGCUGGAGGGCGAGAUCAACACGUACCGGGGUCUCCUGGAGAGCGAGGACAGCAGGCUUUCCUAUAACCCGUGUCCUACAACGAGCAUGCCGAGAAACACUUGUGAGCCUUGCUCUGCGUAUGUAAUUUGCACAGUUGAAAAUUGCUGUUCAUGAGUGCUAAACACCCGGAAUGGCGGAUGGAGGAAUUGAAUCCAGCAGCGUCCUGGAAAGGCGAUGAGGCUUCACUCAGAGACAUCCUAACUUGAAACUCAAGUCAAGAAGGCUUCCAUUUCCUAAAAUUGUCCUCUAAGCAUCCUCGGUACAUUUCCACUUUAUCAUUUCCUCUCCUGCCUGCUUAUUUGGAAUAUUCUAGGAGUCUAUAAAGCUUUCUUGCUAACCUCCAAAUAAAAUGUGUUUCAUUCCUUUA